UUAUUUGUGCUACUCUUGGCAUGCUGCUGCCACAAUAUGGGCAAAGGUGGUAUUUUCCGCUAUGCAGAUGGCGUUGACAAAUUGCUGUUGCUCUUUGGUACUUUGGGUUGCAUUGGAGAUGGUCUACAAACCCCUAUGACAAUGCUUGUUCUUGGAAGUUUAAUAGAUGAUUAUGCUGGUGGAUCUCAAAACUCUGUGACCAACGAUACUAUUGACAAGUAUGCACUCAAGCUGCUGUGUGUUGCCGCUGGGGUUGCUUUAUCUUCUUUCAUUGAAGGAGUAUGUUGGACAAGAACUGCAGAAAGACAAAGUUCCCGCAUGAGAAUUGAAUAUCUUAAAUCAGUACUCAGACAAGAAGUUGGUUUCUUCGACAAGCAAACUGACUCUUCUACAACUUUCCAAGUAAUUGACACCAUAACUUCCGAUGCUCAAACUAUCCAAGACACCAUGGCUGAUAAGAUACCAAAUUGUCUGGGUCAACUCUCAGCACUUAUCUCUAGCUUUAUAGUGGCACUGUUCCUUUCAUGGAGACUUGCAAUAGCUGCUUUUCCAUUUUCAAUUAUGAUGAUCAUGCCAGCACUCAUAUUUGGGAAGGCUAUGAAAGAUCUGGGAAUUAAAAUGAAGGAUGCUUAUGGGGUUGCUGGUAGUGUAGCAGAACAAGCAAUCUCAUCGAUUCGAACUGUUUAUCCAUAUGUAGGUGAGAAACAAACACUAAACAGGUUCAGCUCUGCUCUUGAGAAAAGCAUGGAGCUUGGCAUAAAGCAAGGUCAAACAAAGGGUGUGGUUAUUGGAAGUAUUGGGUUGCUAUAUGCUACAUGGGCAUUCCAAUCUUGGGCUGGGAGUGUUCUGGUCAGGACCAAAGGAGAAAGUGGUGGCCAGGUUUUUGUUGCUCAGAUAUGUAUCAUCUGGGGAGGAAUAUCUCUGAUGAGUGCACUCCCGAACCUUGCUUUUAUAAUAGAGGCAUCAGUGGCUGUUACCCGGAUUUUCGAGAUGAUUGACCGAAAGCCAAGUAUAAACGCUAAUGGAGAAAAAGGAAGGCUCUUAAAACAUGCAAGAGGAGAGAUAACAUUUCAAGAAGUUGAUUUCAGUUACCCUUCAAGGCCUGAUACACUGAUUCUCCAAGGACUCAAUCUAAAAGUGCAGGCUGGUAAAACAGUAGGCCUAGUUGGAGGGAGUGGUUCUGGCAAAUCAACUAUCAUCUCUUUGCUUCAACGAUUUUAUGAUUCUAUAUGUGGUGAGGUACUGCUUGAUGGAUAUGACAUAAAGAGGCUAAACCUUAAGUGGUUAAGGUCCCUGAUGGGACUUGUAAAUCAAGAGCCAAUUCUCUUUGCAACAUCCAUUAGGGAGAACAUUCUGUUUGGCAAGGAAGGAGCAUCAAUGGAAGCUGUCACAAGCGCCGCAAAAGCGGCAAAUGCACAUGAUUUCAUUGUCAAACUUCCUGAUGGAUAUGAAACUCAAGUAGGACAACUAGGAGCUCAGUUGUCUGGAGGUCAAAAGCAAAGGAUUGCCAUUGCAAGGGCUUUAAUAAGGGAUCCUAAAAUCCUACUACUUGAUGAAGCCACUAGUGCUUUGGAUUCACAGUCUGAAAGAGUAGUGCAAGACGCUCUUGACUUAGCUUCUAGAGGCAGAACGACAAUCAUUAUCGCUCAUCGCCUAUCCACAAUUCGCAAGGCUGAUUCAAUAGUAGUUCUUCAGUCAGGAAGAGUGGUUGAAUCUGGUUCCCAUGAUGAAUUGCUUCAACUCAACAAUGGACAAGGUGGGGCUUACAGCAAAAUGCUACAACUGCAACAAGCAACUCAAAAUGAAAAUGCAGUUCAUCAAAUAAAUGCAAUGGAAAAUUUAACUAGUGCAGUAAAUUCAAGCAGGCCAAGUACCCCUUCACAUCAUCAAUUUAGCCCUGCACUACCAUUUAGCCCCAUAUAUUCAAUCAGUUUUAUAGAUUCCAGCUAUGAUGACUACAGCAUCGACGAAAACUCAGCAAAAUCUUCUUCCCAUUCAAACUUCUCCCAAUGGCGUUUAAUAAGAAUGAAUGCUCCUGAAUGGAAGCAUGCUUUGCUUGGAUGUUUAGGUGCCAUUGGCUCUGGAAUAUGCCAACCAAUUUAUUCCUAUUUCUUGGGACUAGUUGCAUCUGUCUACUUUAUAAAAGAUAACUCUCGCAUCAAAUCACAAAUCACUUUGUACUCAUCCAUCUUCUGCUGCAUAGCCAUUGUAAACUUCAUCUCAGGCCUCAUUCAGCAUUACAAUUUUUCCAUAAUGGGAGAGCAUUUGCUGAAAAGGGUGCGCGAAGUUUUGCUAGAAAAGGUGCUGACCUUUGAGGUUGGAUGGUUUGAUCAAAAGGAGAACACAAGUGCAGCAAUAUGUGCUCGUCUGGCAACUGAAUCAAACUUGGUUCGAUCCCUUGUCGCGGAACGAAUAUCAUUGUUAGUUCAGGUUUUCGUCACAGCUUCGCUGGCUUUCGUGCUCGGUUUAAUCGUUUCAUGGAGGGUGGCCAUUGUCAUGAUUGCAAUGCAGCCUUUCAUCAUCAUGUCUUUGUAUUCCAAAAGCAUUCUCAUGAAGAGCAUGUCAGGAAAAGCAAGAAAAGCUCAAAGAGAGGCUAGUCAAUUAGCCAUGGAAGCUACCAUCAACCACAGAACUAUCACUGCAUUCUCUUCUGAGAAAAGGAUGCUAAUUUUGUUCAAAACCGCCAUGGAAGGCCCCAGGAAGCAAAGCAUCAAGCAAUCAUGGAUAUCAGGUUCCAUAUUAUCAUUCACACAAUUUAUAACAACAGCUUCUGUAACUCUGACUUUUUGGUAUGGAGGAAGGUUACUGAAUCAAGGGUUGGUGGAAUCAAGAAAUCUUUUGCAAGUUUUCCUCAUUUUGAUGGGAACAGGUAAACAAAUUGCAGACACUGGAAGCAUGAGUUCUGACAUAGCUAAAGGUGGAAGAGCCAUCAAUGCAGUAUUUGCAAUGCUGGAUAGGAAAAGUCAGAUUGAACCUGAAGAUUCUAGGCAUAGACUGGUGAAAAAGAACCUGAAGGGCCAUAUAAAACUGAAAGAGGUGUUUUUUUCAUACCCUGCAAGGUCAGAACAAAUGAUUCUCAAGGGGCUCAGUCUGGAGAUUGAAGCAGGCAAAACAGUAGCAUUAGUUGGACAGAGUGGUUCAGGAAAAUCCACCAUCAUUGGCUUGAUUGAAAGAUUUUAUGACCCCAUGAGGGGUUCCAUAUCCAUAGACAAUCAUGACAUUAGAGAAUUUAACUUGAGAAGUUUGAGGUCACAUAUUGCCCUGGUGAGUCAGGAGCCAACCCUCUUUGCAGGAACAAUACGAGACAAUAUUGUCUAUGGGAAGGAGGAUGCUUCAGAGGAUGAAAUCAAAAGAGCAGCAUGCCAUGCAAAUGCUCACGAGUUUAUAAGUUCAAUGAGAGAUGGGUAUGAUACAUACUGUGGAGAAAGAGGGGUGCAGCUCUCUGGAGGGCAGAAGCAGAGGAUAGCAAUUGCUCGAGCAAUGCUCAAGAAUCCAUCAAUCCUUCUGUUAGAUGAGGCAACGAGUGCUCUAGACAGCGAGUCAGAGAAUCUGGUGCAGGAGGCGCUAGAAAAGAUGAUGGUUGGAAGAACAUGUGUGGUCAUAGCUCACCGUUUGUCAACAAUACAGAGUGCUGACUCCAUAGCUGUCAUUAAGAAUGGGAAGGUGGUGGAACGAGGAUCACACUCAGAGUUAUUGAAUAUUGGAUCAAAUGGGACUUAUUACUCCUUAAUUAGGCUACAACAUGGCCACUCAACUUGAUGUGGGAUGUUUUGACCAACCAAAAAGCAUGAUUUCAUUCAUCUUAAGCGAAGUAUCGGGUUCAAAUCUCGUGGAUGUAAAAAUUCCUGCAGUGAGAGUUAGUUCUACUAUAACUUGAAUGUUCCAGCUCAAGCCGAGGAUUAUCUAUACCUCGAAAAAAAAAUACAUGUCAUGUGGUGUAUGUAUCAUGUAUGCACAUGAAUUAUGGGGAUUACUCUUUUUGACAAAUCAGAAAUGAAAGCUUCACUCUCCUAAA
Lotus japonicus is the source of this 4015-nucleotide messenger RNA. RefSeq names its product ABC transporter B family member 15-like. Lineage: Eukaryota; Viridiplantae; Streptophyta; Magnoliopsida; Fabales; Fabaceae. The record is from RefSeq and is a predicted model, not a curated record. The coding region runs from base 37 to 3759 and encodes 1240 amino acids. Gene Ontology annotation, molecular function: ABC-type transporter activity; ATP binding; ATP hydrolysis activity. Gene Ontology annotation, cellular component: membrane. Gene Ontology annotation, biological process: transmembrane transport. The transcript is spliced from 7 exons.